AUGGUCCUCGAUUCCAUCCCCUUGAGCUCUGCCGACAUCAACCUCGACAUCUCAGGUGUCGCUGGUUUUUUUGGCGGUGAUGUUGCCGUCUCCGCCAUGGCCACCGUGCACGUCUACCAGGGCAGGAAGUGGCUCGGGUGGUACAACUCCCCAGGCUCCUACGAGAUCGCAAAGCGCUACGGCCAGCUCGGCCGCUCCCGCUGGUGGGAUGGCCUCUACCCUGGCAUCAACGUCGACCCUGCCGUACUCUUCGAGCUUGACGGUAUGUUCGGUCCCAAGUACCGCGCCGUCCACUCCGGCACCGUCAUGACAAAGACAGGCCAUCUUGCCCAUCUCCUCCUCCAAGAGUGCAAGGGUAUCCCUCCCGACAAUAUCCACAGCCUCCCAAAUUCCCGCAUCACCACCCCCGCAUGCGUCACCGUCGUCCACCUCCACAACGAGCCUGCAAUGGAGGAACAUCCCCGUCUCUUCCGUGACACCACCAGCCCCCUUGCGCUCAUCCCCAUCUUUGUCUCCGCCGCCACCGCCGCCGCCUGCGCCGCCUACCAGGACUGGUAUUGCUUCUCCAUGAUCGUCCUUGGCAUCCUCAGUAGCGGCGUCUCCUGCUAUGUCAUUGGCACCGGCGUUUUCACCUUCACCCACCCACUUCCUGCCAAAGGUGCACCCUUGGGCGAUGGCGUUUUGGAGAGCUCAGGCGAGGACGUCGUCAUUCUCAAGGGUCCCGAAGGAGCCGUGAAUCCCAUCACCCGUGGCCGCUUCUCCCUCAAGUAUUCCAGUGAGCCAGAAUACCACAACAUCGGCAUCUGCUCCAUGCUCCUCACUGUCCAGUUCCUUGCGCAGCUUCUCCUCGUUCCCCAGGGCGAGAUAUUUGGCCAGAUCAUGUUCCUAUCCUCGCUCACCGUCUCUUGGAUAUACAACUCCUACCUGUCCUCCCUCGACAAGGAGAGCAUCCAACGUCGGAUCCUCGUCCAGCAGGUCCUCCGGGAGCCAGUCAUGCGCAAGUUCAAGCUGGGCACCAGGACCAUCCUCGUCGUCUUCGUCCUCCUCGUUCUCUCCCCUGCAGAUCCGGAGGCUCUUCGAAAAGUGCUCGACGACAUGCUCCCUAACGAGACAACCGUCUGGAGGCUCUUCAAAGAGAACAUCCUGAUCGAGAUCCCCAAGGUCCUUUCCAGCGAGAAGGGUCGCACCAAUGCGUUUCUGUUCAAAGACGCUGUCGCCCCCACGGUCCAGAUGAGCGACAGGAAGCUGCUCCUAACACUCUACAAGGAUGCUCGCACGGCCUGGGAAGCGUAUGAAAAGUGA
This is a messenger RNA of Epithele typhae, 1302 nucleotides long. RefSeq lists its product as uncharacterized. The record is from RefSeq and is a predicted model, not a curated record. Lineage: Eukaryota; Fungi; Basidiomycota; Agaricomycetes; Polyporales; Epitheliaceae. The transcript has a single exon. The coding region runs from base 1 to 1302 and encodes 433 amino acids.